Messenger RNA from Paraglomus brasilianum, 557 nucleotides. The record is from the annotation of a GenBank genome assembly. Lineage: Eukaryota; Fungi; Glomeromycota; Glomeromycetes; Paraglomerales; Paraglomeraceae.
AAAUAAUGCUUCUGUUAAUCAAUCAAGUCAUCGACGGAUAUGUUAAUUCGACUCAAGAUCAGGUGUUCCAUAUGUACAAGAUAACCGGCCAACAAAUGAUGUUCUUUAUGAACAUCUUCACAACACUUCUCCUUUUCGCGUGGCUGUCGAUGCCAUGGUCUCAGGAAUUAGGCCUGGCGAUCGCUUUCUGCCAGAGGCACCCUGCCGUUCUAAAGGACAUUCUCUUGUUCGUAUCGUUUGGUGCAUUGGGACAGUGCUUUAUAUUCUUCACUCUUGAGAAUUUUGAAUCUUUGGUUCUAGUUACUAUCACGGUGACCAGGAAAUUGUUUACUAUGCUUCUGUCCGUAUUCUUGUUUGAUCACCAUCUGAGUCGUAAUCAAUGGUUCGCCGUUGGGUUGGUCUUUACUGGUAUAGGUUUGGAAGCGUAUGUUAAACAGGCUGAGAAGACAAAAAUGGCAGAUCGCGUGAAAGGUAGAAAUAUGUUGAAUCACAGCACAAACGACGUUGGUUUAAAUGGCUAUAAAAACAUUGAAUCAACCGAUCGCAGGAAAUCAUGA